GAUCAUCCGCAGGCCUACACUAGUCAGUUUGUGUCUCUGAUCAUGUUUGGCCUGAUGAUGAGUGAAGACAGGCUUUCAAUGCAGCAGAGAAGACUGGAGAUCAUCAACGGACUCAAAAAACUGCCAGAGCUGAUCAAGGAAGUUCUGGCUCUUGAUGACCAAAUCAAAAGCAUUGCAGAUGAGCUCCACCAUCAGAGGUCUCUAUUGGUCAUGGGUCGAGGCUAUAACUAUGCCACCUGCCUAGAGGGGGCACUGAAAAUUAAAGAGAUCACAUACAUGCACUCAGAGGGCAUUCUGGCUGGAGAGUUGAAGCAUGGCCCAUUGGCGUUGAUUGACAAGCAUAUGCCGGUCAUCAUGGUCAUCAUGAGAGAUGCUUGCUACAAAAAGUGCCACAAUGCCUUGGAACAGGUCACAGCCAGACAGGGCCGCCCCAUCAUCCUAUGUUGCCAGGAUGACCCAGAGAUCAGCAAAAUGGCAUAUAAGACCAUUGAACUGCCUCACACAGUGGACUGUCUGCAGGGCAUCAUCAGUGUCAUUCCACUGCAGCUCAUAUCCUUCCAUCUGGCUGUUCUCAGAGGAUAUGAUGUGGACUUCCCAAGAAACCUGGCCAAAUCUGUGACUGUGGAGUAACUCCUCCCAGGAAAUGUGAACUAAUCGAAGUAGAAGAGAAGAAUACUGACCACCAAAGUGCAAUUACCAGUGUGUGUGUUUACGUGUGUUUGCAUCUGUGUGAAUGUGGGAGUGUGGGUUUUUAUGAAUCAUGAUCAAAUCCCUAAAGGCCACAAGACCUGAAUGGAACCAGUGAGGGGUAGGAGGGUGGCUGGGUAUUUUAUUCUAGUGAGAUAGACGUAAUACCAUUUGUUUCUUAAGUGCCUCAACAUCCAAGUGCAAAUGAAGGGAACCCUAAACUGUGCCUUACGCCCUUUUCUCUCAACACUUAACCGAGCCUGAAAAAUAACAACUAAGUCAAUUGUUCACCUCUGACAAAACCAAAGUGCAUUACAUUAAUCUGCACAAUUAAUCUGCGUGUCCAAGAAACUUGCCACCAAUCACAGGGACCAAAGAAUCUUAGUUAUGUUAAGUAGGUAAGGAAAUGAUGCGUAGAUGUGGAAGUACAUUAAUGUGCAAGUAUGAAUUGUUUUUAAAAGGAAGCUCUAAUACCUAUCAUGUGCAAUACUAGGAAACACUAUUUGUCAUUAUUGUUAUUGCAUUGCACACAUUUCUUAGCUGUAGCAAACAAGUGUUAAUCACAUGAACGUACAUACAGCAUUCAAUUAUCUUAGCGAAAAUAUAACAUAAAAAACUGGGUUCCACUGGAGAUUUUACUGUACUGUUAGAGUUUACUUUUCUA
Messenger RNA from Sinocyclocheilus anshuiensis, 1351 nucleotides. Its product is annotated as glutamine--fructose-6-phosphate aminotransferase [isomerizing] 2-like. The coding region runs from base 43 to 630 and encodes 195 amino acids. Gene Ontology annotation, biological process: fructose 6-phosphate metabolic process; protein N-linked glycosylation; UDP-N-acetylglucosamine metabolic process. The record is from RefSeq and is a predicted model, not a curated record. Lineage: Eukaryota; Metazoa; Chordata; Actinopteri; Cypriniformes; Cyprinidae. The transcript is spliced from 5 exons. Gene Ontology annotation, molecular function: carbohydrate derivative binding; L-glutamine:D-fructose-6-phosphate transaminase (isomerizing) activity.